Enhydra lutris kenyoni (northern sea otter) is the source of this 11092-nucleotide messenger RNA. RefSeq names its product heterogeneous nuclear ribonucleoprotein U. The record is from RefSeq and is a predicted model, not a curated record. Lineage: Eukaryota; Metazoa; Chordata; Mammalia; Carnivora; Mustelidae. Bases 1 to 2421 code for a protein of 806 amino acids. The transcript is spliced from 15 exons. Gene Ontology annotation, molecular function: RNA polymerase II C-terminal domain binding; transcription corepressor activity; RNA polymerase II cis-regulatory region sequence-specific DNA binding. Gene Ontology annotation, cellular component: mitotic spindle midzone; kinetochore; cytoplasmic ribonucleoprotein granule. Gene Ontology annotation, biological process: positive regulation of transcription by RNA polymerase II; regulation of chromatin organization; RNA localization to chromatin.
AUGAGUUCCUCGCCUGUUAAUGUAAAAAAGCUGAAGGUCUCGGAGCUGAAAGAGGAGCUCAAGAAGCGGCGCCUUUCCGACAAGGGCCUCAAGGCCGAGCUCAUGGAGCGACUCCAGGCCGCGCUGGACGACGAGGAGGCCGGGGGCCGCCCCGCCAUGGAGCCCGGGAACGGCAGCCUAGACCUGGGCGGGGAUUCCGCCGGGCGCUCGGGAGCAGGCCUCGAGCAGGAGGCCGCGGCCGGCGGCGACGAGGAGGAGGAGGAGGAGGAAGAGGAGGAGGAAGGAAUCGCCGCCCUGGAUGGCGACCAGAUGGAGCUAGGGGAGGAGAACGGGGCCGCGGGGGCGGCCGACGCGGGCCCGAUGGAGGAGGAGGAGGCCGCCUCGGAGGACGAGAACGGCGACGAUCAGGGCUUCCAGGAAGGGGAGGAUGAGCUCGGCGACGAGGAGGAAGGCGCGGGCGACGAGAACGGGCACGGGGAGCAGCAGCCUCAACCGCCGGCGACGCCGCAGCAACAGCCCCCACAGCAGCGCGGGGCCGCCAAGGAGGCCGCGGGGAAGAGCAGCGGCCCCACCUCGCUAUUCGCGGUGACGGUGGCGCCGCCCGGGGCGAGGCAGGGCCAGCAGCAGGCGGGAGGAGACGGCAAAACAGAGCAGAAAAGCGGAGAUAAAAAAAGAGGGGUGAAAAGACCUCGAGAAGAUCAUGGCCGUGGAUAUUUUGAGUACAUUGAAGAGAACAAGUAUAGCAGAGCCAAAUCUCCUCAGCCACCUGUUGAAGAAGAAGAUGAGCACUUCGAUGACACAGUGGUUUGUCUUGAUACUUAUAAUUGUGAUCUACAUUUUAAAAUAUCAAGAGACCGCCUCAGUGCUUCUUCCCUCACUAUGGAGAGUUUUGCUUUUCUUUGGGCUGGAGGAAGGGCAUCUUAUGGUGUGUCAAAAGGCAAAGUCUGUUUUGAGAUGAAGGUUACAGAGAAGAUCCCAGUAAGGCAUUUAUAUACAAAAGAUAUUGACAUACAUGAAGUUCGGAUUGGCUGGUCACUAACCACAAGUGGAAUGUUGCUUGGUGAAGAAGAAUUUUCUUAUGGGUAUUCUCUUAAAGGAAUAAAAACAUGCAACUGUGAGACUGAAGAUUAUGGAGAGAAAUUUGAUGAAAAUGAUGUGAUUACAUGUUUUGCUAACUUUGAAAGUGAUGAAGUAGAACUCUCCUAUGCAAAGAAUGGGCAAGAUCUUGGCGUUGCCUUCAAAAUCAGUAAGGAAAUUCUUGCCGGAAGGCCACUUUUUCCACAUGUUCUCUGCCACAACUGUGCAGUUGAAUUUAAUUUUGGUCAGAAGGAAAAGCCAUAUUUGCCGAUACCGGAAGAUUAUACUUUUAUCCAGAAUGUCCCCUUGGAGGAUCGAGUUAGAGGACCAAAGGGGCCUGAAGAGAAGAAAGAUUGUGAGGUUGUUAUGAUGAUUGGCUUGCCAGGAGCUGGGAAAACCACAUGGGUUACUAAACACGCAGCAGAAAACCCUGGUAAAUACAACAUUCUUGGAACAAACACCAUAAUGGAUAAAAUGAUGGUGGCCGGGUUUAAGAAGCAGAUGGCGGAUACAGGAAAACUGAACACCCUGUUGCAGAGAGCUCCCCAGUGUCUUGGAAAGUUUAUUGAGAUUGCUGCCCGUAAGAAGCGAAAUUUCAUUCUGGAUCAGACCAAUGUGUCUGCUGCUGCCCAGAGGAGAAAAAUGUGCCUGUUCGCAGGCUUCCAACGAAAAGCUGUUGUAGUUUGCCCGAAAGAUGAAGACUACAAGCAGAGAACACAGAAGAAAGCAGAAGUCGAGGGAAAAGACCUACCAGAACACGCAGUCCUCAAAAUGAAAGGAAACUUUACGCUGCCCGAGGUGGCUGAGUGCUUUGAUGAAAUAACCUAUGUUGAACUGCAGAAGGAGGAAGCCCAGAAACUUCUGGAGCAGUAUAAGGAAGAAAGCAAAAAGGCUCUUCCGCCAGAAAAGAAACAAAACACUGGCUCGAAGAAGAGCAAUAAAAAUAAGAGCGGCAAGAACCAGUUCAACAGAGGCGGCGGCCACAGAGGCCGCGGCGGCUUCAACAUGCGUGGUGGCAACUUCCGAGGAGGAGCUCCUGGGAACCGCGGUGGCUAUAAUAGGAGGGGCAACAUGCCGCAGAGAGGCGGCGGCGGCGGCGGCAGUGGCGGGAUUGGCUAUCCGUACCCGCGUGGCCCUGUGUUUCCCAGCCGAGGCGGUUAUUCCAACAGAGGGAACUACAACAGAGGUGGAAUGCCCAACAGAGGGAACUACAACCAGAACUUCAGAGGACGAGGAAACAAUCGUGGCUACAAAAAUCAAUCUCAGGGCUACAACCAGUGGCAGCAGGGUCAAUUCUGGGGUCAGAAGCCAUGGAGUCAGCAUUAUCACCAAGGAUAUUAUUGAAUACCCAAAUAAAACGAACUGAUACAUAUUUCUCCAAAACCUUCACAAGAAGUCGACUGUUUUCUUUAGUAGGCUAACUUUUUAAACAUUCCACAAGAGGAAGUGCCUGCGGGUUCCUUUUUUAGAAGCUUUGUGGGUUGAUUUUUUUUUCUUUUCUUUUUUGUACAUUUUUAAUUGCAGUUUUAAAGUGAAUCGUAAGAGAACCUCAGCAUUGUGCACGAUAAGAGAAUGUGUCAGUAUUUCAGGGUUCUACAUUUUAUCUGUAAAAUGUGACUUUUUUUUUUAUCACAACAAAAGUAAAAUGUUGCUUUGUACCUGGUGUCUUUUAUUAAGAAUUUACUCCCCCCAUUUCUCACAGAGAUAACAGUCGGGAGUCAUUGUCACAAUAUAAUAGAAAUGUUAGCAACCAGAUUCAUGUAAGGACUAAGGCGUCCUCAUGAAUUGCAUAAGACUCUGUACUGCUCAUAGUACACUCCAUCCUCUCUGUAGUUCGCUGAGUAGUGGAGGGGGAAAGCUUCAAUAGUAGUUUCCGACAAUAACUGGGAAGGCUUUUUUUCUUUUUUUAAAUAACAAUGGAAUUGGCAUAAUUGGGAAUGAAGAUAAAAAUUGGAACCAAGAUAGAGAAGAUGGAGUGUAUGUAGAAGGGCUGUUAAAAAUGUAAAACUUGGUUGCAUUAUUUGUGGAGGCUCAAACUUGUGAAGGUUCAAUACCAUACUUUUUCCAUUUGUUCUGCAUUUUGAUUCUGAAAAGAAAGCUGGCUUUGCCCAUUUCUUAUUAAAAAAACUUGUUGUAAAUCCAGUUGUCUAAUGGGAUCUAUAUGAAGUUAGCUAUGUCUGUAUGCCCUUCUCCCACAAAAUACUGUAUAACUAGUGUGCUUGUAGUAGUUACUCCACCAUCUUUGUAAGCUAAUGACAUUGUGAGUCACCCAUUUAUAUCUUAAUUUUUAAUCAUGUCAGUUCUUGAAUGGGUAUCUCCUUAGCCUGCUGAUUUCUUUUUCUUUCUAAAGAAAGUGGGUGGAGAAAUUAAUUUAGACGUUUGUUUGCAAUAAAAAGAAUUCAUUUUACUCUCGUUUUGGGAUUCUCGCCAUCAAGGUUCAAAAUCCCUUUAUAAAACUCCCAAGAGGAGAAAAUUUAAGUGUGUGCUUUCUGGACAGCUUAUUCUUUACUCUGUACUUGGAACAUUUAGGUUUUAAAAACUUAAAUGUAUACUGAUAAUUGACUUUGAAUUAUGAAGUAAAGUUGAAUUCUUCCUUCCCCUCCCCCCCAGAUGACUUAACAUUUUAAUGAGGGGAAAUGGUGUACUGGCUGGGAGAAGUUAACACUCCAUUUACCAUCUUUACCAAAUGCUAAUGGCUGUCCUCAACCGAAUAUCUUAUACGCACGUAUCUAAUACAUGAAACUCUGGGAACCGAUGCUUUUAGAAGCCAUCAUGCGAGCCAGUCAUUGGUUUCACUACUACACAACACUGCUAACUUAACUGUAGCUAUGUGACGACAUUAGAUCCCCUAAUCGUAAUUCUAUUGGGUUUGCACAGAACACUUAAUCUUCUUAAAGGACCCUCACUGAUGUGAAGUGAGGAAUCAAUCAGGAGUCAAACUGUAGAACUAAAACUUGACUACAGUCUAGUGUUUUUUUGGUGUUUUAGGUUCUGGUAAGUUUAGGUUUGUCUAUUUGUUUGCUUAAGAUUUUUGUUUUAGCCAUUUUAAAUCAGAUCUUAAACUUCUUCAUAACUCCUAGGAAUUUCGCUACAAGCCGAGCUGGAGUUGAGUUUUAGAUGGUGGUGUAGGUGUAGUUGAUAAAUUUUGGAACAAAGGCUAAUCCUGUAAUUACCGCAAGGUACAAGGUAGUGUCUCGAGGGGUUUGUUUUCUUAGCAGUUAGCUUACUGGUAGCAACCGCUGGCAUGAACUGUUUUGCAGUAUACAUAAUAAUUACUAGGAUUGCACAGACCUACCCAGGGGAAAAAGUUCAACCUUUGUUGCUAAUCAGUGUUUUAGGUACCUUGGAAGAAUCGCGGAUCUAUCUUCUAGCUUGUAAGCAAUUCAUAUUCUAAUCAUCUCAGUGGGAGAGUAAUGGCCAAGUAACACUUCGGUAGACUGUCCUGCCUUGUGUAGCCCAGAAAAUUGGGGGAAGAAAGGUGCAAUAGAUAACAGGUACUGUCCAAGAGAAGGAAAGUUUCCAGAAGCAGCCUCCAGUUUAGCAUGUGUGCUGCCGAAGCGAGCAUGCAGCCUCGAGUUCACAGUUGAUACGUGUGGAAAGAAAGAAUCUUCGUGUUUAAGAAACUCAGAAGCUCAGAGGGUAGCAGGUCGCAAGCAGCAGGGAGAAGAGUGAGGACUGCCGCUUGGCCAGCUGAAGGGCUGCCAGUGAGAAACGAGGUUUAGUCUUUGACCCUCCUCCUGCCUCCCUCUCUGUGGCAAGCAAAACACCGAGUAAACGAAAGGCAUAGUUCUGAACAGGGGUCCCAACUCUCCCGUGAGAUGGCUGUUGCUUUAAGUGGUGCUUUCCCUAGAAAGUUCUGCAGGGAGUUGGACCAAUCAUCCGAAGUCAGGUGUUGGAUCAGAUUGGUCAGCUACAGUCGUGUCAAGACAGCAUGAAUAGGUGAGUCAGGAAAGAAGGCAGAAAGCACUGCAAGGUAGAAAUGGAGUAACUGAUGCCGUCCCAUAGAACGUUUCCAUUGGUUGCUGGUUGUUUACAUCUUGCUCACUCCUGUCUGGCCUUUGACGGCUCUGGCUUGGACCUAGGAGGCCAGCACUAACCUGGCCCUGAUACCGGAUACCCAUCACAGGAAGAUGAAAUCUUAGAAUGAAGCCCGAGUCAAGUCAGUCUGACAUUGAAAUGACAAAAGGAAGUCCUAUAAAAUCCACAAAACAAGCAGCUCACAUUGGCCUAGGAUAGGUCCUGUCUGGCAAUAAGGACAUUGAAACUAGAGGGUCCCGAGCACUAAAGAGGUGUUGAAGCUGCUUAAAAGACCCAUUUUCCUCGAAAAAGUGCUUAAAAUUUUUCUAGGAAAAGAAGUAUUUUUGACUUUGGAGAGAGGUUACAUUCAUGGACGGAUUAUGUUCUGUAUUUAAUGUUUGCAUCAGUUGUGUGAGUUGAACAACUUUUCUGUAAGGUUGACAUAAAUUGGCUUUUUAUCCUAGGAUCGUUUUAUACGUCCCAUUGCACAAAUAAAAAUGAAGUAUUUUCAUAGCUUCUUAAGCAGUGGUAUAGACUUGUCACAUACAAAGAUCUGAAGAUACAAUUCAAUGGGAGCAUAUCUGAUACUUGAAAAAGCCGAAACCAGAAGCAGCUUCUGUUGAAGAAGGCAUAAUCCUAUCUUUCAUAGCCCAAGUCUUGGUUUCUGAUAUUUAGACGUAAAUGUGGAUCUUAAGAAGUUUAUUUCCAUAAUUCCCGCCUUACAUGUAACUAUAAGACAUCUUUAAAAAAAAAAAAAAGAGGGUGGAACCUGUAGGAGAGAAUGAUUCUCUGCUCCCACACCCCAGAAUAGUCCGUGAAAUACUGUAGAAAUAUUUGUAGAAUUGCAAAAUACUGUAGAAAUACUGUAGAACGGUAUUUUUUUUAUAAAGCCAUUUUCUCCUAAAGUUCUUUAAAUGGUUUGAAUCGAAACUUUGUCGUUCCCGUUUCUGAGGCUCUGAGAGAAACUCUGUUUCAGUUUUAGCGUUUUUAGUAAGGAUAUGUGGUGUUCUGACCUUGGCAGUAGGUUGCAGUUGUUAAUACAAGCGUUAAAGGAUACUAAGUUAGUACUUUGAGGAAGAAUCACCUGCAUUAGCUCCCAAAACAGUAUGAAUUUAUUAGUGGAAACCGGUGUCUUCAUAUCGUUAGUGGCCUAAACUCACUUAAAACUAGAGUACCCUUCUGGUAACUUGGAUAAUUUUUAGAUUUGAAUGUCCUCCUUGGCCCUAUUAUGUUCAGCUUCUCCGCUAAAACAUGCAGGUGGUAGGUCUCACCAGUUGAGUGGUUGAGUUUUUAUUUUGGUUGCUCUAAUGCCCAUUUUUUGUUUUGUUUUGUUUUUAAUACCUAGUUGCCAAUGCUUACAGGUACCGUGUUAGACAAAUACUAAACAUCCUUUGUGUAGCUAACCUUUGUUUUACUAAUCUUUACUAACCUUGAUAAUGAAAUAAACCCUUCAGAAUUAUUUUGGAAGCGACCUAAAAGUGUGCUGAUGGAUACAGUAUGUAUCUCUUUGAGUGUGUGGGGUAGGACAAAGAGAAAACCCAGGGUCCGCAAGCAUCUUAACAUUCCAAAGUUUAAAUUUACGUAUACGUGAAAUCAAAUAGUUGAAAUAACCUACCUUCAUAGUUCAUUUUUACUGUGUUUUGCUAAAAACAUGGUACUUUAUUUGAUGGUCACACUUUGAUUUGGGGGGUGGCUGGAGCCCCCAAAGUGAGAGGGCUUUAGGUUGGUGGGAAAUGGCUAACAGUUUGCACUUACAGUAAGGCUAUACUGUCCGACCUACCCAGUUGACUAAAAAUCUAGGUGAUUGGACAUAUUUAAUUAGAUUGCCUAAGGACCUAAAUUUAGUCUGUAAGGCUGAGUAGAUUGUAAAAUACUAUGUUUGUAACGUUAACCUAGACUUAUUUUUAAAAUGUGACACCUGCAUGAAUUGGGAGGUUACGUUGGGGAUGUGCUGUCAGUAUGGAAAGCGGAGGAAGGACAGGUAUUUGGUAAUGACGUAGGUAACUGGGGAAUUUCGUUGUGAUCGCAGAUGAGUAUUUGUGAGGGAACAGACAGGCUGCUAAGCCAGCACAUCAGGAACCACUGGUUAGGUAGGUUAUUGGGACAAGACCUUAACAAUGUGCUUAAAUUGGUAUUUACUUGAUCAUUGCCUAGGAAGAUGACAGUUGUUUUCUCCCUUCUCAUGCCAGGAUCCAACACAUCCUUGCAUCUUGACAGGAACAGGGUUUUGCUUUUAAACAAAUCUGGAUCUGUGGGUAUGAGAAACAAUAUGCUGUAGUUGAAAGUGUCGAGGUAACAACCGUCCAGGCAGAUAGAGAAAGGUCUUCACGGGAAAGUUGACUUUCUCCUUUGCUGCACCGUUAGUGACCGCGACGCGGCCCGUGCUGCUGUGGGGAUUAGGGGCUGGAGAGCUCGCGGUCUGCCUUACGGACACGCAGCUUCCUGCCAUUGCUCUUCCAGUCCGUGAUCUCAGAGGAAGUCAGGUCUGCUUGGGACGGUAAAGUAUUCUGCACUUGGCAAGCGCUUGAGAAGCAUAUUCACUAAUGAGCAUCAGCGAAAAGAUUAAGAAACAAAAGCCAAGAACAGGGAGAUGGCCAGUAUGGUCCGCUGACCUGUGAUGUAAAAGCUGUGAAGAAUUAGGGCAUGCUGAGAGAAGGUGAGGUAAAAGCCAUCCUUCCGAAGAAUGGUUGGGGUUUACUUGAACGGCAGGUAACAGGUAGCUGUGAACAGAAGGUCUCCUUACGUUUCAGUUGUCUGUAGUGAACGGGAGUGGGAGCAUCAUGGUCAAGUACAAUAAAAGGUUCCAACUUAACAUAUAUUUUUUUAAGGUAAUAAAGCAAAAAAAGAAAAAAAAAUGCUGAUUUAAAUUUCAUCUCCUUUUCCUUAGUCUGUCCAUGUGAAUGUGCUGUGUGGAAGAGUAAAAGGGCCCAACUAAAUGUGUUCCAGUGAUUCUAAUAGGUAUUCCAAAUUAAUUGCUGCUUGUACAUUUAACACUUGUUACAUUGGGCUUCCAGGAUCACCUUCAUUAGAACUCCCUUAUGUAAAAGGAUGGGAAAAGGAAAUAACUGUUAACCCAGAUUGGGUAGAUUGUAUAAACGGGGGAAAAAAGGUUUUCUCACUUUACCCUUUGCACACCUGAGAUGUGAGCUAGUCAGUGGUGGUAAGCAGUUGGCGGUCCUCUCACCUAGGUUUAAGACUGCAAAUGGAGCCGAAUCCUUGUAAGGUUCUAACCAUUCAGAUUCCUUCUGUUUUAAUUUUUUGUAAGACAUUCAUUUUAAUACUUCUCACUCGCAGAGCUUAAAUACUUAAAAUAUUUUAAUGCAGAAAAAUGAGUCUAAGAUGUCCCUUGUUUUUCCCAACCUUCUGCAUCUAUGCAAAACGCACAAAUACUCUUUACUAGCUUAUAAACAUUUAGAAACUAGACAGAGCCUUUUGGAGAAUGAGGACAUAGCGCUCCAUGUCAAAGUGGGAAAAUCAACUAUAGGAAGUAAAUUUAAAUUGUAAAGACAGAAGGAAUAAAAAAGCUCGGUGUCUCCAGAGCAAAUAAUUUCUCAUUGCCCAAGAAGUCAUUUAAGACUUGCUAAGAAGCUUAGAGGAAAUCUAUUGUUCUUCCACCACAUACUCCAGAAUAAUGUAUCUUGGUGAAAUGAGAGGACCCGUCUGCUAUACUGAUUUGAAAUGUAGCUGUCAGGAGUUGCUCACUGAAACUCAGUUCUCCUGUGUCAACUAAAAAUCUAAUGGCUGAAAGAGCAGACAGCUCGGUUUCAGACCCAAAAGGUAAAAAUCCUAACAUUUUGUUCAUUUGAGGGGGGAAAAUUUUUUUUUUAACUAGAACAUUUGUUUCAGAAGCUUUGAAUUCAGAUGGCAAAGCAUAGAGUUCAUUGCAUAUGACUUGUCCUCAUGGUCUAAAUGGAAGAAACAUUUCAGUGGAAACCGAUAACAUUAAGAAACCAGGGUUGCAGAUGACUUUGAUUUCCUGAGGGGUAGACCAUGCAAGGUGGUUGAACAGAUUUUUGUUAACUUGAUCUAAACUUAAAAAGGGAACAGUAGAAGCCUUUCUAAAUCUCGAACCUGCUUAUAAUGUCACUGGUAAUUUUGUCAAGAUAGAAGGACGUGGUGGGCGGGGGCUUGGGGGGGUCAUCUAUAUUCUAGAAAACGAAGAGUAAGGCAAAUGUAGUUGAAAACCACUUGCAACACCUGUAGUGUUCGCGUUACAACAGCUUCAAAAUGUAAAACUUUUAAGAUCUUGGUAAUAAGUUUUUGCCCCCAAAGCUUCCGAUUUUAAGAGAAAAAGAUGGACUUAUUGCAUAAAAUCAGCUGCGUAAGAUGCCAGGACUCGGGUGGUGGAGGAUAUUGGUAUAUUGUCCUGAUUGAAUGACCACUGGACCCUAUUUUAAGAUGCUUCCAAAAAAUAUUCCAGAGGACCAUUAAAAAUCAGAAUUCGAGCAAUCGCUUUAAUUUUUCUACUUCAGAUUUUCUGUUUACCCAAGUAAAGCACAUAUAUUAACAUGAAUUUUAAAGGGGUGCCUUGACCCCCAUCACUACAGAUUUUUAUCUAGGAAUAGAAGGAUUCAAACCCUAUUUGAUCCCUAGCUCUUUGCUGAAAAGUGCAUAAACAGGAAUCCUGAAUUUAUUAUAUAGACCUCCUCGCAUUAUAUAAUCGAAGCAAAGGGAAACCAGCGAUGGAGUAGAGGUACGUAGACUAAAAAGAUGCUUGCGAAUCAAAUAAUGGUGUUAGGAAUAGUUAAAAUUUUUUGUUGCCGAACUCAGUCAUUAUAAAUCACAAGUCCAGAGAAAAGCUUCUAGUUAAUUUUAAAUUCCCUGAGGUCCUUUUACUGUGAUGGAAAAGCCAAAUAGUCAAGGAAAAGAAGGGAGGGGUUGAGGGAAGGGGGAAAUGCUUAGAGCACUAGAAAGAUUUAACGAAGUAUGAUAGAUAAAGCCGGGAAAAGUUUCUAAAACUACUAAUGACCACAAUUCUAUUUUAAUCAGCUAUUUAGCUGGUAUCUACUGCUAUAUCACCUAGUGUGAAGUUCUGGAGUUAACGGAACAAUGAAAGAAGCAGUGCAGCUGGAGGCUUCCGAGUGGGCACGAGAGGUCUCCAGUUGACGCAGUCCUUCUGCUGUCAAAGUGAACUAACCUUGUUACUGGCGAAGGCCUUGGAAAUUUUGCCGGCCAAGAGAGGUUUCUCUUACUCAGGGUAAGCUGUAACCCUCGUAUGGGAGAGCUAGGUGGGGAUUUAGUUGACUCCAUCCGGUUGCCCAGUUCUAUACUCUGCAUGCGUUUGUAAGCGGAAGCGGAGAUCGUAAGUGGCCUGCACAAACGUCGUUAAAGAUCGGGGCUGAGGAGUACUCUUCAGGGGUCCCCGUACUCCCAUACAGCACUGCCUCCUAAAAUGGGAGUGACUGGUCAGUUGGAGUAAUGCAGAUUGGAUUCAACUCUGACUUGUGCCCGUAGAGUGGACAGGUGGUACGGUCUUGGAAACUGCCUUUUCCUUUCUAACAACAGCCUUCCCUAAUUAGUGUCCAAGUCCUACCUUUGGUGGCUGCUAGAGGAUUAGGAUCAGUACAAGUAUCUGCGGGCUUGUGCUUGACCGUGGCAUUUGGUAAACCGCAUAGCCUGUGUGCGCUGCCCCUUGGAAGGACCCCAGGAAAAGUGGGCGCAGGAGGGAAGAUGCCCCUUCCUGUGAACCGGACCGAGCACACACUGCCCACUUCCCCCCUUGAAAAGCGGUGAGAGAACAAGGUAAAAAUCUCAGGAUAGCUUCACCUUCUCUGGCUUACCAUGAUAACCAAGUAAUAGGAUCAUUAACGAUGCCAGAGUCCUUGUCUUUUGUCUGCUGGUCUUUUUCAUUAUCCUUUCUUAACCAGGAACACCUCUAGCAUGUGUUUUGUGUUCUAUUUAAAAGAUUCUCUUAAAGUAAUGUUGACAUUAAAACAAAUUGCAUUGCUUUGGAGAGGGAGUUUUUUUUUCCUGAAUGAAUAAAUGCUGUGGACCUGGU